AAAAGUGUGGGCAGAUCCAUUUUUAUUUUCCUUUUUUCAUCUCUGUCCUCACUGAUUCGUUUUGGGUAUCCAUCAAUAUUUAUCAGUGGGCUUGGUGUUAGUCAAAAGCCACCAAUUUUUCUUUCCUUUUUUUUUUUCCCAUAUAUUAGAAUGAAAUGUUGUUGUCCAUUUUAGGGGAAGGCGUUAUGCUGAACUGAACUGUGCGAGGGGAAUGAAAAUUAAUUUAGGGGUUUUCUUCCUCCUCUAUUUUUGGCUCUCUUUCAUGAGGUUGAAAGAGUGGUAGAUUAGAGAAGGAGGAAUGGCUCAGACAUCUGGAUGCAGCUCUGGAGAUAGUAGAUGGUCUCUCAAGGGAAUGACUGCUCUCGUAACUGGUGGAACUAAAGGAAUUGGGCAUGCAAUUGUGGAAGAACUGGCUGGACUAGGAGCAACCAUACACACAUGUUCUAGAAAAGAAACCGAGCUCAAUGAAUGCUUGAAGGAUUGGAAAGCUAAAGGUUUUGGAGUGAGUGGUUCAGUGUGUGAUGUAUCCUCUCGGGCCCAAAGGGAGAAGCUAAUGCAGACUAUCUCUUCUGUGUUCAAUGGGAAGUUGAAUAUCCUUAUCAACAAUGCUGCUAUAAGUAUUCAGAAACCAACAAUAGAGGUCACAGCUGAAGAGUUCUCAACAAUCAUGGCCACAAAUUUUGAAUCUGUGUACCAUCUGUCCCAAAUCGCACACCCCCUUUUAAAGGCAUCAGGAGCCGGAAGCAUUGUAUUCAUCUCCUCUGUUUCCGGCAUAGUGGCACACAAGAAUAUCUCUGCUUAUUCAGUAACCAAAGGAGCAAUGAAUCAACUUACAAAGAAUUUGGCAUGCGAGUGGGCGAAAGACAAUAUUAGAAGUAAUGCUGUAGCUCCUUGGUACAUCAAAACUCCAAUGGUGGAGCAGAUGCUCACUAACCAAGCCUUUCUGGAAGAGGUGAUAAAUCGAGCUCCACUUCGUCGUGUGGGAGAUCCAAAGGAGGUGUCAUCUUUGGUAGCAUUCCUCUGCCUACCGGCAUCAUCUUACAUUACUGGACAGAUUAUUUGUGUUGAUGGUGGCAUGACUGUUAAUGGUUUUGAGUCAAACCUGCUCUAGGAACAUCAUAUGUGAUGGUAUUAUAGCCCUAAUUUGGCUGGCAUGUAUGGAGACUCUUUCAAACAUCUUAGCUUCCUCUACUGCUUCCAUGCCUGGAUCCUUUCUUUUUCCUGAAUAAUCUGCUUGUCAUGCCAAAGUCUUUAGUUUUUUUGGUGUGGGGUUCCCUUGAAAACCUUGCUGCAUGAUGCUUAUAAUAAUGUUUGGAAAGUUUGCUAA
Vitis vinifera (wine grape) is the source of this 1327-nucleotide messenger RNA. Its product is annotated as tropinone reductase homolog At5g06060. The coding region runs from base 299 to 1111 and encodes 270 amino acids. Gene Ontology annotation, molecular function: oxidoreductase activity. The record is from RefSeq and is a predicted model, not a curated record. NCBI's taxonomy places the organism in Eukaryota, Viridiplantae, Streptophyta, Magnoliopsida, Vitales, Vitaceae. The transcript is spliced from 6 exons.